GAUCGGUGAUGUGUGAAAUAAACAUACGGCUGGCGUGUCUAAUUCGAGCAGUACUUUUGUGUGUUGUAUAUUAGUUGAUGAGCAGGCGUCACGGUGUUGGCCAUGCGUAUGGAGGUUUGUUAGCUUAUAGCCGGUCGGACAGAAAUCGUGACUGAAUCGAGCCAGCUUCACUCCAAGUGAUUUUUGUGCCUGAUUGGUCGAGGUUGUUGUAUCAACUGGACCAUUAUAGUUAAAUUUCAAAGGUUACUAUAGCGUUGUAAACUCCCGGGAAAGUUCCGGGAAUCCAUUGUGAGAUUAAUCCUUUCAACUGGCAUCAACACUGCUUAAUAGUUCAGCUUGAUGCCGUCGUUCCUAAUGAUGCAUGCACACCGCUGAUUUGGAUGGCGGGCACGUGAUCGGAAUCACUGAGUGAAUUGUCUCGCGUGGAGGAAUAAUCCUGUGACGCUACUGUUAGACGCAGGGUAGUCGUUGGACAGGAUGGAUGCAUUACUUUCGACCGGCGUUCGCUUUCUACUCCUCGCAGUUCUGGAACUGUCCCUGUUCCGUUCUGUCAUUACAGUUUUGCACAGUGGCCGCAUGGAUGGGUACGCCUUACCACGCCCCUUGACGGGCUGCACAGAGCACUGGGCUGAUUUCAGGGUCCGUCUCAGAUACUCCAACCUUACCCACGAGACGAACAUCUCCGAGGAGUUUCAACUCGCGUUGGACACGCUUGAUGACGACACGGUCCUGUUCGAGUUUUGUGUGCAGAACAAGACGCUGGUGCGCGAGGGCUCGAUCGACGACCAGGUGUUGGACUGGCCUGCCGGCCAGUACUGCAUCCACAGCGUGGGUAAGAUCGCGAGGAAAGACGGCGGAGUGUUCGAGUGGGUGUUGGGAGACUGCCCGCGGGGUUUCAAGUCUGGAGUGACGGCGUUACCCUUCAAGAGCUUCCCAGGCCAACGGAUGGUGGACCCAACCUCGCCCCUCUCCCUCACGUACCCGAACAUAACCCUGGUCCACUACUGCUGCUCAAACACUGGGAACGUCGACACUGCCAUCGAUUUGGGAAUGGUGGCGCCCUUCUACCUGAUGCCCUAUGGAGAGCCGCGCUGUCAAAAGGUGCAAAACAUGGAGUCGGACUUGCAGUUUAUCGAGUGGCCCUUGGCCGAACAGCGGUGGAGCGGGACGCACCCGUACUCAGUUAGAGGAAGGAAAUUCUUUUAUUGCUACUACCAACCUAUGGGGUUGGGAAUGGAACACGACAUAGUUAUUGCUACCUUUUGCGUUGCCAUAGGGACACCCACCUUGACAAUGAUAGUAAUAUGUUUGUGUAAGCUUCGCGCUAAGCUUUCCGCAAGGAGGAAACAUUUUAAAAGGUUUCAAUCUGUCAUGUGACGUGGAUGUCACGUGCCAUGGCUACAGCGCUGUUUCAGCUCAGGUUUGGUGAGGGCGUGCUUAUCCUGUCUGAAAGCUGUCGAUCAUCUCGAUCAGUCUCGCCAUGCAAGAUGAAGACUGAACAAGUUCGAUCGAGGACCACUUGUUGACUGGUGGUCGAGUUGUAACAAAACUCAUGCCCGGUGUACGUCUUUAAACGAUGGGCAAAACGUCAUCACGAAACUAAUUUGUCACGUCUCCCUGCAGUACAUUAGGUUGCGCCCCAGCCUCUGUUGUAACCAUCGAUGUAACCAACCUCGGCACUGCCUCGUCCCCAUUGUGUCGAGCAGUAUUUGCUCCCACUACCUGGUCUCUCUCUACCAGCUACAAUUGGA
Molecule: messenger RNA, 1751 nt
Organism: Patiria miniata (bat star)
Lineage: Eukaryota; Metazoa; Echinodermata; Asteroidea; Valvatida; Asterinidae
Exons: 8
Coding region: 478-1377 (299 amino acids)
Cellular component (GO): membrane
Molecular function (GO): wide pore channel activity
Source: RefSeq, a predicted model, not a curated record